AUGAGCUAACUCAUUCUGAUAUUAUUAGACUAUGAAGUAAGAAGGGUAUUUGAUUAUGCUAAUUAAAUACCUACUUUGAAAAUUUAAUAGUAAAGUAUUUAUUUAUAAAGAUAAUUUAUAGGUUUUAAGAAAAAAAUAUAAUUUAUUGUUAACAAGAACCCACUUUAAUUUACAGAUUAUCAAAGUUAAGAUUGCAAAUAAUUGGGGAAAAGAGAUCAAUAUAAAUGGUACUGAUAAUUGUAGAAAUUAAAGGAAUUUGUUGAAGGUAGAUUAAAAUUAAAGAUAUGGAUUUAAUCAAAAAAUUUGAAAAUGGGUUAGUUAAGUAGUUAAUAUAAUCAAAACAAUUUAAUUUUAUAAUAUAAUAUCUCAUACAAAUAGUUAAUCUUCACUCUAGUAAAGGAAUUAUAAAUCAAUACAAAAAAAAUAGAAAUAAGUCCUUUUAAGGAUGAAUUUCAAUUAACA
Paramecium sonneborni is the source of this 462-nucleotide messenger RNA. Lineage: Eukaryota; Ciliophora; Oligohymenophorea; Peniculida; Parameciidae. The record is from the annotation of a GenBank genome assembly.